Molecule: messenger RNA, 1240 nt
Organism: Penaeus indicus
Lineage: Eukaryota; Metazoa; Arthropoda; Malacostraca; Decapoda; Penaeidae
Exons: 5
Coding region: 148-1017 (289 amino acids)
Source: RefSeq, a predicted model, not a curated record
CUGAACCAGUGGGCACAAACCCGACCUCCUUUAUAGAAAUACUUGGAAUAUAACGACACAAAUACUUGGAAUAUAACGACACAAUCGACUAGCACGUGAUAGUUCUUGGUGACUUCGCUCCGCACAGAAGGGAAGAGGAAAUCAAAGAUGGCUCACCAGGUUGACAAAGACAAAGUAUUAUUUCAAACUCCUGAAAAUUAUCGGCCUAAUGUGAAAUGCUGGACACCUACAAACUUGUAUUCACUCAAAGUUGAUGACUCCUAUAAGAAGUUUGAAACCAUUGUACGGACUGUUCAUCUCGACGAUUUUGUACGAGUCAUGAAGGAAAGUGAAAUAACCCAGUCCCCCAUGCCGCCAAACAGCACGCACUUGAGGAACUCCGGGCUAAUGGCAGCUUGGUUCGGAAUGCCUGUUGACGGCCACAACUGGUACGGGAAUGUAAGCUUUGUGGUAAACUUCAAUAACUUCCUGAAUACUUUCAGUCAUUUCAAUAAGUACUUCGUGGAGGUUGCGGAAUAUAACACACAAAAUGCAUCGAGACUGUUGUUCUCAAGCAAAUCUUAUGAAUUGAAGGAAUACGACCCUACCAUCCCGGGAGGUCCGUGGUACAUGGAUUCAAACAAUGACCACUGGUUUCUCACAAGUGCCAGGGCAUGCAGAAGCUAUUAUCCUUGCAUAAAUGGACACGCCCUAGAGUUCAUGCUUGAGUUGAAUAAGGAUGAGGCUAAGAAGCUAUUUCAAAUAUCAGCUAAGCAGGCUACUGAUCAUUCUCAGGCAAACGACUCAGGAUAUAUGAAAUGUAAGAAAUAUAGGUCAGGGUCAAGUUGGACUUUUUGCCCUUUUGCCCUGUCCGCAGAACAGACCAUUCACGAACUAGAUGAGUGGAGAGCUCGCAAAGUGGUCCUUGGGAUAAUGAGAAUGUCCAUGACGGAAGCAAUCGCAAAUGACUCCUGGCAAAUGAAUGCAACACCUUACCCAUCAGAGAACCAUGGGUCAAAUUUGUGUCAUCAAAAAUGAUUAUUCAACAUGCAUAUGGUUAAGAAAACUUGGAAAAAUGACACCCUAGAAGGAAACGCGAAUCUUUUUAUCUCCCGGGGGUGAGGAUGCUCUGCGUUUGCCCCGAGGCUCCACAACCUGGAUAGAAAACGGGGGAAAAGAAAACGCGGCUACCUACCUCCCUCCUCUUUUACCAUUUCAUUGUUUUUUGUCUAUUUUAGAAAUUAUUAAAGGUUUUAUUUUA